GCAGCGGACGGAAACAAACGCGAAACGAAAGCAGCGCACGCGGAAAUGGCCGCCGUUCACCCGGAGCCGGCGGAGACUCUGCCGUUGGGCUGGGAAUGCCGUUUCGAUCCCAGAACGGGCCGCAACUACUUUAUAAAUCACAGAGAACAAACGACAACAUGGGAAGAUCCGCGGCUGCGAUACCCACAGUUGCAGCAGGGCAGCUAUGCAAAGUACUACCUCUACGGCAGUGGCAGACCCACACCAGGCCAGGCUGCGUCCAAGCAAAAGUAUUUUCAAGAUGACCUUGCAAUGGCCUGCCCUCCGUACUACGGUAUGGUCUACUAUCCACCACCACCACCUUCAACUACAGUUUCCAAUUCAACCACAGCAUCGCCCAGGGAAGGCUUCUACACUGCAGCAGCAAGACCUGUGGGCACCUAUUCACCUUACUUUGGAAGUCCCCGAACACCAUAUCGUUUCAAGUCUGACACAGCAGUUCCAGUUGAUGAGCAGCUUCUCAUGAAACUGUGCCUUCAAUUUCCAACCGUAGAAGAGGGCCACAUCUUCACUCUGCUAAAGCAAUACCACAAUAGAGACAAUGUCGUGGUGAGCGCCUUGCUGGCUGAAGGACAUCCACGUGCCCAGACACACCCCAAUGCCCAUGAGCACUUACCUCCAAAGCUGCUCAAGGUUGAUGAGACUCUUGUAACAAAGCUUCAUGGCUUCUUCCCAACAAUUGAUCAGGAAACAAUAAGGGGUCUUCUUUACAAGCACAACAACCAGGAGCAUGAGGUGAUUCGCAUGCUGGUGUCGGGCCCCAACAACUACAUCAUCCGGCACCAGAGUGCAGCACCAAGCUCACCAAAAAUGAAGCUGCGGUAUCUCAAGCUGCUGUUUCCUGAAGCUGACGAAGCAAUGCUCUUCAACAUGCUCUAUAACUGUGAUAACAACGCCCAGGAGGCCAUGACAAGGCUGCAUGACCUGGGCUACAAGAAACGUGAUGCCCCUUUGCCCAAGAGCACUCCCAUCAAACAGGUGGUACCUGCCAAACCGCCUAUUAUGGAAUUUCGCAGGCCCUCCCAAGUGGUACCACCCACCAAAGCAGAUCGGCAGAAGCUGAUGUCACACCUACAUGAGCAGUUCCCUGCCGUGUCCCAGACGUUGCUCAACAUGGCCCUGGAGAGCAGCCAGUACAAUGAAGACAGGGCCAAGCAGUUCCUCCAGGCCAUGACUCCGCAGGACAGCCGUCCACUCCUUGGUUCUGAGGGCAUACAGCCGGGAGUGUUGGUCAAGAGCACUCCCCCCGUCCCGCCACGAAGCCGCCAUGCCUCCCCAGCCCAGACUGAUGGCCUGACCCUUGUCACCAAAUCUGCACCGUCCACUAAGGAAGGGUCCUCCAAAGAAGAAACCCAUCUGAUAACUGUCAGUGACAAGGCUACAUCCCCACCUCCUAAAUCCAUAACUGAACGAGCAUUUAGGCCCAAGUUUCUUCGAAAGUUGUUCAAGUUCUCUAAAGGUACCAGCACCCAUGAAGACCAGAUGACGCAACCUUCCAGUCGAAUCUGUCCUAAGGGGCCCAAUGCUAGUCUUCUUAAAGGGCCAAAUGAUGGCAACCUCUUGCGUGAGUACAUGCCAUGGCAGGGCCCGGACCCGGACAACCGACGAGGUCCUGACCCAAGCUUGCGACGAGGCCCUGACCCCAAGAACCUGGCCAGUAAGGAAGGAGCCACCAAGGCCAGAGGUCCCCAGGCAUCAAGCUUGUUCCGCCGAGGGCCCCUCAAGGACAUAACCUUCCGCUCCUUCCUCCGUGGGUCCUCACUAUCUUCAGGUGGUAGUGACUCACCACAGGGCUCAAAGUCCUCCUCCUCCCAGCAGUGAUCCGAACAGGACUGUACCCAUAGGCUCGACUUUCUGUGGUAGCGAAAGCCAAGGUGUAAUGUCUUGCGCCUUUUGCUCUGUCUGGGUGAAAGUAGUGCAUAGAAACUUCACUGUUUCCUAGUUUUGUUUUUCACCCAUUUACCCAAGAACACGACUAUGACUUGUCCCUUGAAAAAUACUACCGUUCUGCAAAAAGCUCUAAAUGCAUCUUUUAAAACUGACAGGCAAGCUGCAUCUGGCAUUGAGGGCAGAAAAAAGCCUAGUGCAGACAUGCAGCACUGCUGCUCCAUGUGGCACAUUUAUUUUAAAUGUGAUGACUUGGCAAUGUAGUAGAAAAUGAGACUAUAAUUUUUGCCCUUUUUGCUUGUGUGAUCUGGAAAUGUCUAUAAAUAAGAAAAUUUAGUGCUUCACUAUCGGAAAAUCUGCACAGACUAACCUAGCUGUUACAAAUACCAAGGUCGAAAUGCUGGCAUGUUAGCACUGCCACACGAAGCUGCCACCGAGUGCAGGGCCAUGCCCUUGGUGCCUACUUGGUACACAUGCUCACUAAAAGCUUGUCAAAGCGCCAACCAUGAAAUGAUAAGAGAAGGGAAGUGUGUAUGCACUGGGAACAGGACCUAAUUUGUUGUAGCUGGUGCAACUCGAAGCUUUAAAUGUGUACUGUGCUUGUGCUCAAAUUGGUGAUGAUGCUUUUUUUAUUUUGACUGAUUCAACUAAGCAGGCUAUUAAUGUUAAAUGCUCUAUUUUACAGUAUACACUACAAAAUGUCUUGGUUCAAAAUUUGCGACCAACAAAUUCUUUGUAUAUGCAAGAAAUUUAAGUUGUUGCAGUAAAUAUAUGCAGGUUACUGUAGUGUCUCACAAAGCAUGAAACAGACAGCCCUUUUCAUUAGACGCAAUUUAGGCUUGGCAGUUAGCUGACCUAAUGCUGUGAUUAUGGUCUCCCCCUGUUAAAAAAAAUAUAGAAUGGGUCGUUUUAGUGUCUUGGCAAAAAAAGUAAAUGAAUCACAUUAGAAGUAAUGAGUGUGACUAAUGAUUGAAAGGCUUCAUAAAUUUUUGUCACCAGCAUCCAAGCAAGUUUUAUUCACUUGUUCUUAUUCAAGCCUUGAAGCUAUUUGAAUCAUAAGUAAUGUUGGUGGGUCCACAUAUUAAACUCCUUGAUUUUCAUGCUUUAUGUCUGUAGUACUUAAACCAAGUCACUUGUGGACCACUUCACACAUUUUUGUUUUUGGCAACCAAAAUUAGUGUCAGUCUUAUUGCAGGAACCAUAGAAUAAGGAAGGAGCUACAUGUUAAUAUAUUCUCCGAUGUGUGUGCCCUGCUUUACCCACUCGCAGGGAAAUGCCAAUAUACCUUAUCACAUUGAUUUUGCACAUGUUUCACCCCAUUGUAAUAUUGUGCUGGUGUUCAUGAGCCUGCAUAUUGGCGUAUAAUUCAUGUACACUUUCAUAAUGAUGAGAAACAUGGACAGGCAAACAUGAAAAAUGCCACUUGUGGCUAAAGAUGGCCAUAAUGCACACAGUUAUGAGCUGCAGUGCUGUGCAGAUCAUUAGGUCUGCAGGUGUUCAUAGGGAUAGAUUAUUACUUGAUGCAUUCUAUAAAAUUGUUUUGAAGCGACUUAUCGUGGAAGCUUGGGCGUGUUGGUGAUUCAUUGAAAAAAAAGAACACAAGUUCAAAAUAGUCAGGGACAUGAAAGAGCGACAUGCACACAGCGCUGCGUGCAUGUCACUCUUUCGUGUCGCUGUCUAUUUUGUGCUGUUUUUUUAUUUUUUUCUAUAGAAUUGUUUUUCUGUAAGAUAAGGGGGGUGAGUGAUGCCUCAGGGAACAACUAUAAUUUGGGCUAUUACUGCAGGCUGCUAGUAACCAUAGUGGUUGUAUACAAACACACAGCACUGCAGCAAGAGGAACGAAAGAUUAUGCACAUGAAAAAUAAACCAAGAGAGCUCUGUGCUGCCAUUUCUUUUUUUCUUCUUGUCAACCAUCUUUUGUCCUUGGUCUAUUGGGUGAUUCAUGAAGUCUAAACGUCCUAAAGCCACACUAGGGCUAUUAGAGGCACCGUUGUGGAUGGUCAGGAUAAACUUUGACCACUUGUAGUUUUUAACAUGCAGCUAAAUCUAAAGGCCAAACUACACGUACGCGUGCCGGCGCGUGAAAGCUCACGCUCACGCGUUUUGCGUUUGCCGCGCCUCGUGAGUAAUGGCAAUUUCAACCUACAGGACGCACGUCAGCACACGCCCGCUUAGCUCACAUUUUCGCCUUGGUAGACAUCGUUUCAUUUGGUGCCUCGUGCCAAACAUACCCAAGCCAAGACAAUCCAUUAGCAACCAUCCUGUUGUUGCUAUGCGGACGUGUCUCGUUAGCCCUAUGGGGGCCGGAAUCGCAGAAUGAUCUCGGACAUUGGACAUGCUAUGCGCUUAUAACUAACGUUUCAGGUGAGUUUAGAGAAAGUGAAAGCUCAUUUCAAUAAUUACUGGCGAUCAAUGCGAAUAAGAACGUAGCCAUCACGAGAAUUCACGCUGAAGCGAGAGCCAUGGGUGCCACUAUGUUGGAUAACGCUAUUUCUUGGCGUGCGUAAACAUUAGAUAUCUGUGCUCGAGCCGCACUUCGACACGUGCAAUCUGUCCUGCACCAUCUGCGCGUACGGGAGGUGCGUGGGCACGAGCCUUCGUGUCCUGGCACGCGUACGUGUAGUUUGGCCUUCAGCGCACAAGCAUUUUUGCUUUCCACUCCCAUCAGAAUGCAGCCACCGUGGCAGGGAAUCGAACACAUCACCUACCUCCUGUUCAGCAACAGAAUGCCAUAAUCACUGAGCCACAUCUGUUGUCCUUCCUGUACUGUGUGUUUGCAGUGGAUGAAAAAUUAUAUGCUAGGCUUUAUAGGGUUAAGUGGCUUGUGCUGAGAACAAUGGUGCAUUCUAUUCAUUCUCUGUGAAUGGGCCUCCAAAUAAUUGUUACCUGCAAUCGCUCUCUUGUUCUACUAUGCUUCAGUGGAAUGACUGACUUUCCAGAGGUUGUUAGGGACUUUUUUUUUUUUUUCACCUUUUCACUGCAGGGUAAAUUUGCCUCAAGGUAAAACUGUUCCAUCAAAUGGCUCCUGUUAUCUGAAGGGUAAAUAUCAGCACAAGCUGGUUUUUGGCCUUUGAGCAUGAAUAUGCUUGCAAGACUACUACAUGGGCAUGUGCUCUAAUAUUUUCUGUUUUCAAAAACGAAAGAGUGCUAGCUAUAUACUAGGUGUGCGCAUGCUUGGAUAUAAAACUUUUUUUUGUUAAAAACAGAAGCUUAUUGCUAGCUGUGCAGUAAAGCUUUCUACUACUGCACAGACAUAUGCUUGGAUAUAGCAUUUCCUGCUUAUGCUGGCAAUGCGCUUAAGUCAACCUUAAUUUUUAGUCAGUUGAGUGAGAUGAGAAGGCUGCAUCUAUGGAUACACAAAGGACUGUCUUCUAGAGUGUCAUCUUAGAAGCCAUACAGACUGCUCAUAUUGUAAAAAUUCUUCUUAAUGUGUCUCCACCACAUUUUUUGCGCAGUAAGUUUAGGCCAGUAAUGUUAUGUUUUACUACACCACCUGUAUAAGGUGUGGAUAAAAAUUUAUGCCUAAAUUUUUACUCUACAAUUCUUGACAUUAUAACCUAUGGAAUGCUUAACUGCCUAUGUACAAAAGAAAAAAAAAAAAGAUGCCUUAACAUGCAACAGUGCUCAAGCUCCUUUUGAAGAAUUGCAGAAAUGCUUUAAGAGGAAAUGGUUCCGUCCCAUGCUGAUUGAGCACCUUUUCACCCUCAGUGUGUGCGAUUCAGGAUGGUGCUGUCUUCUUUUUUCUUGCAUUUUCUUUGAUAUACUGCCACUGCUGUUUAUUAAUGAAGAGAACAGCAGGUGCACUUUUGUUUCUAAAUGAACGCCUGUCUUAACUUUCAGUGACAUGUAGAUUUAUUAUUGUUUCAUCAGGUUCAAAUGCCCAAAAUCAAUUUUUGAAUGAAGUGCUUGCACAUAGAACUCUAGAUAUAAUUACUAUACAUGAAUACACACUCAGUAAAUUGGCAUUAGAUACUAAAAUUAACUUGCACUACUAGGAACCCGGCAUGAGCAAUUAUUUAUGUCACAAACCUAAGUGAUUGUGUUUAAAUAAAUAAAAUUUUAAAAAGUUGUUAAAUUAUAAGUUGUAGCCAUGCAUAAAUAUUGUCAAAUAAAACACAUAAACAGUGUUUUGGAAACAACUCAAAAUCAAAGUUGCACUCUGCCAUGCAGCUUUUUAUGCAUGGUGAGCAAAAAAAAGUCAUGCCAAACUGGAACCUUUCUGAGACUGUCUAAACGAAAAAUCAGUUUUGACAUCAAGUAGCAUGAAUUGAAAUUGUGUGUUUCAUAGAAGAAUUGUUACUUUGUCCUGCUACUUCGUUAAAAGAGUACUGACACAGAAUUUUUAUCUCUCUUUUCUUCUUUAUUAGAUAGCUGCCGACUCUGUAAUCUAUGAAGCCUCAUUUUUUUUAAAGCACAACAAAUAGCUAAUUGCAUCAUCUUUAAUGUGACCACUUCAAAACAUGGGCCAUGUUGCAUGUGGGUCCAAGUUUGUUGAGCCAGCUUCCUUGUUAUAUCACAGGUAUCAGACAGAGGUGGUGGUCACAUAAUAUCACAAACCACUGGCACACAAGGCACAGGUUGGUCAGCCCAGUACAGUGGUCACUUGCCACGCCAAGAUCAUCUCACUGGAAGCUGAGCGUAUCAGGCAUCUAACAGGAUAAUCGGAGAGAGAAUGUGGUCUGCAUUCUGCCAGAAGUGACAAUAGUGCUUGACCACAUGAGAUGGUUUAUCUCACGUUGAAUGCAGAGGAGUGCAGAAUAGAGGAUGAAGAAUGGUCCACAUGGCAGUGUGCAUCCAUCUUUUGGCAACGCUGUCACAGUGUGGCCUAUGACCACUGCACCUGAUGUCUGCAUCAGCGAUUUGUGAUACCACAUGACCACCAACUCUAAUUUAUGUGAUGUAAUUAAGAGUCCUGCUCAACACACACUAUGCCAUGAAGCUGCGCUCCACAUGGCGCACAUUUGAACUGGUCACAUUAACCCUUUACCUCCUGAAUUAUUUUAAAAAGAAACUUUCUCAAAAUACAGAUUUAUUUUAAAUGCUUGAUAGAAGCAGCACAUUAAAUAAAUUCCAGAAAUACAUUCAGAGCGCUAAAUUUAAUUUGAGAAUGUGCAUAAAAUUUUUUUUGAUGCUAAUGAAAGUUGGCUUCACUGCGCUUCUUGAAGUUCGCUUUUUCAGUUUCAGUUAAGCAAAACAAAAAGGUAAUGUCCCAAAUAUGACUUCUGUGGCCUGUGAGAGUUGUGACACAAACGACUGUCAUGUGGGAUCACAUUUAGUCGUGUAUGACCCACUUGGUGUGUUUUCGUUUUGUAAACGUGCCCCACGAAGGCAACGACGAUGCCACUUUUCUUGUUGUCAACUUUAGAAAUCCUUCCGCUGAUAUUUCAAAUUUUUUGCAGUGCCAUCUGUGACCAAAAUACAGAACUAGACACGUGGAUGCACUCAGAUUGUCCUUGGUGAGAUAAAUUGACACUUUUUACUGCGGCCUAGCUCGCUCAUCCAUGGUAGCCGGUGUGGAAAAUGUGUGAAUACACACUUCGCUCGUCUAUGGGAGGUAAAGGCUUGAAAAAUGAAAUAAUCAAUUAUUUGAUAAAAUUAUUAUUGAUAAUUAUCUGAUAUAGCAAAAUAAAAACACGACACAAAAUUUUUGUGUGUCAAUAUUUCUGUAAGACAGUUCAUAGGGCAAUUUAAGUCUGUGCAUGUUCCGUCCACUACAUGUGUACAAUGCGACCCACUAUUAAAGGGAACACACAAGUGUAGAUCACAUGUGAAUUUUCCCCUUUGGCAAAUGUACAAUUGCCCAGCUUUGCAGCAGAUGACUUGUGGUUGGUGGUACUGGACUCUUUCUACACACCUGUGCAGUGCAUUAACAUUGCUUCAGCCGGCACAUGCACCUAGAGCGCCAGCAAAGUGAGAGCCACACGUUAGAGUGUUCUCUUUAAAGGCACCCUGCAACAUUAUUUUAACUGCCAAGUGUUGUGCAACAACAGGUUCCUUGUAUGGCAAAUCAGUUCUGCAGAAGUCCGCAAGGUGGAGAAAAGUUCAUGAAAGGGAAAAAUUGUCAUCUACCCGACUAUAGCAUUAAGCUACACAAGAAACCCAUAUGGGCUUCUCAAAAAGAAAGCUUUGCAGCUGAAAAAAAUUCGCCCUGGUCUGAAAUUUUUCAACUGCAAAGCUUUCUUUCCGAGAAGCCUGUAUGGGUUUCCUUUGUAGCUUCGUGCUACAGUCGGAUGUGUGACAAUUUUUCUCUUUCAGUUUUCUUGUAUAGUCAGUCCUGAGGUAAAUGAAAAAAUAAAGACAAACGUGAGCAAAUGAAAGUUAUUUAACUUACAAAUUCGAUGUAAAAGCAGAUGAACAAAAAGGGGCAUACCCUUUCGCAUUUCAUUCAUCCUACGAGGACUUGCGCUGCUUCUAAUCAAAAUGUUGCUUACGUUAACAUAGUGGAAGCUGUCGUCCCAUCGUGGUUUUCCCAUCGUGGUUUUCCCCCGACAACCCGUAGCCACACUUUUUGACAAGCAUUGUUACUGUGCUUAGAAUCUCCACGUGCGUAGCACGUUACAGCAGCACUGGUGGUAACAUCAUGUGAUGCUUUCAACCACAGAACCCAAUAAAUAUUUAUGUUCUGUCAUUUUCUUGCAGAAGGCGAAAAAAGAAAAUCUGGUAUAUGCAAAUGAUUCUUGCUGCCAAUGCCUUUGUACAAGCAGAUAGGUAGAACAUGUUUGUUGAAAUGCACUCUAGUUGACGUAAGUGUCACAAGAUGGCACCGGCAGUGCUCUAGUGUGCUAUUAUUCAGUACGCCAUAUUAUAUGCUUAUGAGCAGGUUAAAACUCUCUAGUGAGUUUCUCUCAUAUGACAGAAUUGGAACAUAAUAUCCUGCAAUGAAGUGAUGUGCUAUGCAUCAUCCCAUAUGAUAAAACACCUUUAGAAGAACCUGAAUCACCAUCGAACCUGAAUCGCCACCAAACCCAACACGGCGCGAAGUGAAGAGCACACUUUGUGUUAGGGUGCCUGGAUGAGCUCCCUCUCAGGGGAGAAAGAGCUCAUAAAACACCCUAGUGUGUAUAAACUGUUGGACAGUUUACGCUUACAACUGGGACCUUGUCCCAGUUGUAAGUGUUUUUUUUUUUUUUUUAAUUUAUAUUGCGAGCAGCUGAGACCUCUUUAUAACUCUAAAAAUCGUAAAAGACAAUUUUGUUUAAAAGUCGCGAUUACAUGCAUAGCAUUAACAUAUACAGUAUCAUCUUCAUGCCCAACCAAUCAAAAUGAACAGCAUGAACCUAUAUGUCAUGUGCCUUCUGUCUCACAUCUGCUGACGAAAAUCAUUGGUGUGUGGACGUUGCAGUUGGCAGGUAAACUGAUUUCUGGAGAAAAUUAAAAUCCUAAAUGCUCUGACCUCGGUACUUUCACUGCCACUGAAUCAUCAAGUCCUAUAAUAAACAAAUAUGGAAUGAAAACAACAUGCAUUAUUUGCAUCACAGGGCCCCUUUAACUGUAGACCACUCUGCACAUGCACAGAGCAUUGCAGCUAGCUGCAGCCUGGCAUCUCUACAUGUGUAUACUUGAAGCUUUUGCAUAUUCAUGUUCAAAAGUGCUGCUGAGUUGUUGCAGUGUGUAACUGCAUAAAGAUUGUUUGAUGUUUCGGGCAGCAGGAAAUUUCGUGAAUAGAAAGCACCGUUAGCAUCCGUUUAGAGGCAAGAUGGUCAUUAGCGCUGCAUGGUGAUAGUGCAACUGGAUGUUAAAAAAGACAUUAUUUAAUUGGUUCAGGAACCAUUUCAACAGGUGUUUAACAAAGAAUGGAACAAGGGGUAGAUUAAUGGGAGAAGCACUACCAGGGCAAGUCCAGCUGAUUGUUAUUGUGACAAUGUAUGGUCCCUAUUGAUAGUGUGAGAAUAACACAGUAUGAGUCAUAAUGAUUUAUUUAUUGGUUUGUUUUUCUUUGAGCGUUCAGAGCACUUUAGUGUCUUGAAUCGGCAUUCAAGGGCAGUAUUAAACAAUGAAAGCCUAAGUUCCUAAUUUGUGGCAUGUAGUCUAGAAGUGAAAUCUUGUAAUGUCUACUUUCUCUGACCUAUCUUAUAAAGCUGAUAUGUGCCUAGAGAAAUUGUUUUGGUGCUUUUUUGUGUUUUUGUAGUUCAUACAAAGAAAGUAGCAAGGUGUGACGUUUCUAGGGUGCAGUUUUUUUAAUUAAAGCUAUCUAAUAUUAGUAAUAGCAAUAUAACGUGCAUUUGCUUAUUCAUAUGGCUUUGACAGGUUUGUAAUUACUCAGUUUCUUGAGUAACUUAUUCUGAAAAAUCCUGAAGGCAAUGAAAGAAAGCAAAAUGACAACUGCUUGGAACAAGACGGUGAACAUGUGUACCAAGUGAAGCAAGUUUAUCAAGGAUGAGCAGACUAGUCAAGCACAUCUGACUGAGGUUUAGACCCAUGGUAAAGAGCACAUAGUGCACACUGUUGUCACGUGCACAUAAGAUGAGACUAUUUUUUCACUAUGUGCUGCCUGAAAGCAGUGUUUCGUCCACAUGUUACAAUCUGUAAAGAAAAUACCCUGAAACACAAUGAAAGGGAUGAAGUAGUUCACAAACAUUGCUUAUACUUCAUAGCAUUGAACCAUACUUCAUUAGCUGACAUUGCCAUCCUAGACUUGGCCAAAUCGGGCCUUUGUGUGAAAGAAACGUAUACUCAACAAUGGCUAAUUGUGUACAUCAUUUGCUCUUUUGUUUCCCCUUACCCUCAGAGCCUACACUAUCAUAUUUGUGUAACCUUUUGUACAUACAUGCAGCAGCAGAUAUCUAUUUUAGAAAUCAUCGUUUUCAUAAUGUAACUGCCAUUUUCAUUGUGUGUGGUUGUUUCUGUAAAGAAAGUAGCCGUGUGUCUGUGUGACCAACACCCAUUGCAAAACAUAUACCUGUACAAAGUCAUUCUCAUUGCAGUUGAAGCUUACAUAAAAGAAAAUGCAAAGCACGCUAAUUUGCUGACAUGUAAUGCAGUGCUACCUAAUUUUGGUGGCACUGACGAUUAUGCUUCCAUUCCUUGGCAGGCUAAAAAUACAACUGCCAUGGAAAUGACCUGCAUCUGCUGUAGUUCAAUCUGUGGUCAUACCUAUGGGUCUUCCCUUAUUGCAUAGCUUAAAUGAAGCCACUUUCUUCACAACUCAUACAUUGAGAACUUCAUUGGUUGCAUUUACGUGCUUAAUCUAUUUGGUUUUCAGGCCAACAUUAUGUAAAAUAUGAAGUGCACGAGAUUUCCUCGCAGACCUCAUUUCAAGAUAGUUCCUGUUUUUCUGGAAUUUUCACAAAUCAAAGUUGUAGGUCGUAGAGCUUUGCCUCUUCGGCUGCACUACUUGAAGAGGCAGAAGUUACUUUCAUUAGAAUUCAAGUUUAAUUAGCUCUUUAUUUAUCUUCACUAAUUAGCAUUACAACUAAUUGCUUUAGGGCUUAUGUUGCAGUUGUGGAAUCUGAGCCAGUCUGUGCUAAACCUAUGUUCAUGGUUAGAAAUUCUCAGGCGAGUGCCAGUUUCAGUAUAAUUUCAUCCCAAAAGGGUGCACUAAAACAUUGACGUUCCGAGUGUUAUUUUCCCAAGCAGGCCUUUCUUACACACUUCACAAUAAAACUACAAGAAUGCCAUUGUAUGGUGUGGCACAUUUUGGGAAUAGCCAUCUCAGAAGUAGUGCUAGUCCUGAGAUUUCUAUGAAGUAGAUUGACCAGCUUCAAUUGUAUAAUCACAGCAUGUGUCCUGGGGUGAUUAAUGAAUCACUAAUUACUGUUCAGCUAAUUGGCCUGGCUUUUCAAUUUCAUUGCAAUUCAUCCAUGUCGUUUCACUUUGUCACCUAUGUAAUGUCCUGCACGUCAAGUAAUCCUCCUGAAAAGAUGAAGCUUCACUAUCUACAAUAGGUGAUUUGCAAAUUCUAGUUUAAGCAAAUGUGAUCUGUACAUAUAACAACAGAGUGCAGAAAGUGCACCUUAUCUGAAUUCUGGUGUAUGUUUAAGUGUUAACAUGAGUUAUGUUUCCAUGGAAGUGUAUGCACUCUGAUGCACACAUGUACGUAUGUGUUUCUCUUAAUUAUUAUUUGAAAGCAGCCAGAGUUUAUUUCUGCACAAAUAUAGAACUUGCACUUAUGAUCUAAAUUUUGUGUAGUCAUGUGGUGUCUGGGCAUAGAAUGUGCACACAAGACGCAUUAGAUUUGUUGGUGCUGCCAUUUGCCAAUUUAAUGUUCAGUGAUAACACAGUGCAUGCAUCACUGAUGCAUGGCAUGAAGUUCAUUUAUGAAUAUAGUGUUUUGUAGAUUCAGGUUGCAGAAGCAAUGAUGUACAUCACUGUUGUUGUAAGAGAUGCAUAUGCUAAGACUGCACAGCUUGAAAUAUUAUCAUGUUACCUUCUGUAACUGAAGGUUAAAAAGUCUCAAGUGUUUCAAUCAUUUCGUCCAUGGUAACCUUUGUUAAGAUUUCUUGACGUCCCAUGUACAUGAUAACAAAAAUGUAUAGGCCAGGCCAGGUUAGGACUGGGCCUUUGUCCAUUUUGUGUACUGCACUUAGGUUUAUGACAGAUGCCAGUCGUCCAUUUUUGAAACAAAUGCUCAUUGAUAGGUGCAAAGCAACUGGUUUCGUGAAGUGUACCGUGUUUGGAUAUUUUUAUCUUGUUUGCAGCAUUCAUAUGAAAGUGGCACAUAUGAUUGUUAAUGCAGAGUUGUCUUAUUGCAGUUUUAAACAUUCACACUGAUACGGCUUGGAGUGCAGUGAUAUGCAGUGGGUAAAUUCUUCUUUUUGUCUUGCACAGUGCCAAAUGCAGUAUUCGAGCACCUGAAAGUUGCUGCUGACUAUUAAUUAUUGUUGUGCAGCCUUUGUGCAGUGUUAUAGCUAGUGUAUUAUUGUGACACACUGGCCCUUGUGGACACACUGCAUUCACAAAGCAUCAAAUUUCAGAGCUUAGAGAUAUGAGCUACAGUGUAUGGCUUGUUGUCAUGGUAUGUCAUGAUACCCAUAAACAUUCCACAUGAGGUUCUGCGCAUAUUUAUAGACAUUUUUCCCAGCUAGUUAUUGGCAUUAGCUGAUACAUCCUGCUAUACCGGUGAGUGCAUUAGGAUGCAAUGGCAGGUAACAUCAACCAUGAGAUCUUCACUUGUAGCUUAUAUCUCCAGAUUCUGUGCAGACAAUAUAUUGCAAGUCAUGGUGAAAUAUGUGUGGUAAGUUAAAUUCUAUUUUAAAAAUAUGUUGGCAUUGCUAAAUUGUAUCAAACAAUGUCUUACAGCCAGGCCCAUUAAUUUUUGUUCACUCUUUCACGCACAUUGUGUACACAACAAUGUAUUUAUGGCACAUAUCCUUUUAUUUACUCAAAGGCACCUGAGUGUCCUGGGUAUGUAUUAUUUUGUUAAAGCAAGAAAAGCUGUCCUCAGCUAUGUGAAUAAGCAGAUAACAGUGCAAUUAUGAUAAUGAAAAUAACCCUCUGCAGUGAGGUUCUAAACGAAGUUGCUGUGGUUUCAUGUGGCAUCGAUAAAUAUUACACAUUUGAGUAACUGCUGUGGCUACCAACUUUGCUAAGGCAUAAAGUGUGUGCUUGGGAUGCACCAAGUUAUCAGAGUUUUUUUUAUAUUCAGCAUUUCUGAGGUGUUCCUUUCAUUAACCAAUAUUUCACAUGUGCACCAUCACCACACCAAUAGUAUUGUUUUUUACCAUUCAUUUUGCACCUUGGGACAAGAAUCUGGCUGCUGAUUGAAAACUGCAGCCAGUAGCUGUGCUUGGCUGGCCAAUCAUGAACAAGGUCUCCGUCCCACUGCUAGAAGUGGCCAGCUGAUGUGUGUUUAAAAGCUUUAAUAGUCAUUUAUCAGGAAUGUAUUCAUUGUGCUUGUCCGAACCUUGGCAACUGUGGCAGAGCUCCUGCUACGCUUGGCUGUGUUUGCAAGUGCUAAUAUAACACUGCACUUGUACAGCCAAUGACUUCAAGGCCAGUAUGCCCUGUAAUGCUUGAAUACUUUGUACUUGCUAGAAUAGGAUGGGCAUCAAUGCCAGUUUUGUUUGGCGGUAGCAUGGUUCAUCAUGCUGAAAUCUUUACUACGAUAGAUAAGUUGUGACAGAGCUUAGAGAUUGUCGGCUAUUAAUGGCAGAUGUCGAGGUGCUGCUUGCUUGAAAUACAAGGUAUUUUCAGAUAACAAUGAACUAAGUAGCCCCAUGACCACUUUUUAUUUGAAAUGAAAUUUUCAUGUAGUUAUAGCGGAGUCUUUCUGCAAGAAAAGACUGCAAGUGAGAAGGUGCAUAUUUGUGAUUAGCAAAUUUUGCAGUUGCUUGAAGGGUUAGAACAAAAAAAACUAAAACACACUACCAAGCAAAGUUUGUUAUGACAAUUUAGGAUCAGUUGUUAUUAAGGCUAGUGCAAUUUUGAGAUUUCUGUGGUGCAAAUUAAAUAAAGGGGAAAAAAUGGGGCAGAGUGACUCCAGGAGCGGGCUCUUUUGAAUUAGGCGAAGUGGAGCAGCUUGCAACUAUACAGUAUGCUUAUACUAAUACAAAUAGGUCGAAACUUUCUUAACUAUUAUUCCCUCAAAUGGUCGUGUUUCAUUUUUUUUUUCAUUGUAAAAAAUUUGUGGCUACAAAUAAUGCAGAUUUUUGUAAUUUAAUGCUUAAAGAGGUCAAAAUUUUUAAAACUAUGAAAAUGGGCAUUUUUCAAACACCAUAAAGAACUUGUCAGCUUUAAUUUCUGUCAAAAUUUUUCUGAAUGGUGACCACCCAAGUAGUAAUUAACGAACUCAAAAGCAUGCUGCAUCAUCAUCAAGUUGGAAAACUAACACUGUAUCUGAAUUUAUGUAUUGUUUUUUGUGCCAUCAGGAAGAAUCAUAAUUCUUUUUUAAAUGUCACUCUAAUUUCAAUCCUGUAGUAUUUGGUCGCAACAUAACCUGGAGAUGUAAAAAACUAUUUUGCUCAUUAGCUGGCAAGAAAUUAGCCAGCUAAUUUCAACAGAUGCAAUUUGCUAUCCCAGAUGAAAAUUUUGUUUGCAAACGAAAAAUGGUCAUGGGGCUGCCUGGUUUAUUCUUAUCUGAAUGUACCCUACAGGAACGUAGCUUAAAAGCUGCAAGAAAAGCAGAAAAUUGUACUGUGUUCCGUGUUGCAUAAUACAGUAGAACCUCAUUAUAGUAACCAAUUAGCAGUAAAAUAUAGACAAGGAAAGAACUAUUGUAAACACAUAUGCAGGCCCAGUUUAUCGUGAUAAGUGCAUAAGUAUAAACUAUAGGCCAAAAUAGUUUUUCUUGUGUGUGCAUGUGUGUUAUCCACAAAUACCAUUUUUCUCAACUUGAAGGCAACCAUAUUUAAGACCAGCUAGCAGAAACAUGAAUGCUAAAUUGCUGUCUUGGCUUUAAUGAAGCAGUAUGCUUUAACAAAAAAUGUACUGCUUAUGUUACUGGAUGCUGGAAAAUGUUUGCGUAAGCACAGGUUUAUGGAUAUAACGAGAAUAACAGCACACUUGGAGUUCUUUAGGUGGCAAAAAUAGUGUUACAAUUUUCACUUUCAGACAACUCCUAAUAAGCAACCAUAUUUUAAUAUAUGUACAUAUAGUAACAAGCUUCUUCUUAUGACAAGGGUGCUGAUUAUCUUUUUUUUUUCCCCAAGAGAUUACUGUACUGAGGUUGUACUGUAUUUAAAACAUUCAAUCUUGUAAUGUUAUAUUCCAUCAUUCUAGGCAGAUUGCAGACAAUUUUUUAAACAGGCAUAACAUGCAUUUAAUAUGCCAGCAGUGUCUUCAGAUACAUUCCAUGCUUACCCGUUCCUCUAUUUUCCCUGGUCACCUUGUUAAAAUUCUUGGCUUUAUAUAAUAUUGAAAACUGGACAUGUCUGCCUUUUCUUUCUAAUGUAAGUGGCUAAGAAAAAUGUUUUAUUUUCAGUCUCACCUGUUAAGCUAGUUGCAUAGGCAUUUUGGAAGUCUUUAUUAGAGGAAGAGUGCUUGUUUGCACCCUGGUGCAGGGAAUAUAGGCGUAGCAAUCAGAUUGCAGAGGUGUACACAACCAACAUUCAUAAUCUGAAGCCUCAUCUUGUGAAGUCAAAACCAUUAUGUUGCCAAAGCAAGGCUACGUCUAGAGAUCUGUGUGUAUUGCAAAGUACAAAAAGGUGAAACCCGUCUUCCUGCCCCAUAAAUGCCUUUCUAUAUCCCACAAAACAGGAUCCCAGGUAGUACAAUGACAAAUUUGCCAAAUUUUCAAUCCUACCAUCUGUUUUCUGCACCAUCACCCUUCUAUAACAAAAGGCAAGACAUUGUUUCAUGCAUUGCCUAAGAAGUGUGUUGGCACUUGUUUUGUGCUGUGGUUCCUUUUAGAAUAAAUGCUGUCCUGCCUGAUG
This is a messenger RNA of Dermacentor silvarum, 16235 nucleotides long. RefSeq lists its product as uncharacterized. Gene Ontology annotation, molecular function: protein binding. The transcript has 18 exons. The record is from RefSeq and is a predicted model, not a curated record. The coding region runs from base 46 to 1860 and encodes 604 amino acids. Lineage: Eukaryota; Metazoa; Arthropoda; Arachnida; Ixodida; Ixodidae.